UUUUCACUCUGACGCCCUCUGACAUGCAGUCUGCUUCCUGAACCGCCGUCAGUCUCUAUACACCAUCAACAACAUGGCCAUAAGCAGAAAAGACAGCUUUCUCUGGGGGAGAGCUGCUCCAAAGCUCACCCCAGCAGAGAGGAGGCAAGGCGACAACACCAAGAUUCACAAAUCCGAGCUGCUGGAUGACAUUCAGAAGCUGAGGUUGGAGAUUGAUCACGUCAUGCCUGAAAUCCGCAGCCCUGAAACGAAGGAGUCAAACAAAAGUGUGGUAAGGAAGCGGAGAUUUCUACGAGGGAAGAAGAAAUUCAACAUGGACCCCAAAUCUGGUGUUCACUACCUGGUUGAAAAUGGCCUCCUUGAAUGGCAAGCACCAUCUGUGGCAGAGUUUCUUUACAAAGAGGAGGGACUGAAUAAGACUGCCAUAGGCAACUUCUUGGGAGAAAGGGAGGAAAUGCACCUGAAGAUCUUGAAAGCAUUCGUGGGUCUGCAUGAGUUCUCAGACCUGAAUCUGGUGCAAGCGCUGAGACAGUUUCUGUGGAGUUUUCGUCUCCCAGGAGAAGCUCAGAAGAUUGACAGAAUGAUGGAGGCGUUUGCAACGCGAUACUGUGACUGUAACCCAGGGGUCUUCCAAUCCACAGACACCUGCUACAUCCUGUCUUUUGCCAUCAUCAUGCUCAACACGAGCCUCCACAACCCCAACGUGAAAGACAAACCCAGCCUGCAGCGAUUCGUCUCCAUGAACAGGGGCAUCAACAAUGGCGAGGACUUGCCCACCGAGCUGCUUACGAAACUGUACGCGAGCAUCCGCAGUGAGCCGUUCAAAAUCCCAGAGGAUGAUGGGAACGACCUCACACUAACGUUUUUUAAUCCAGACAGAGAGGGCUGGCUGCUUAAAAUAGGGGGCCGAGUUAAAACCUGGAAGAGGAGGUGGUUCAUAUUGACGGACAGCUGUCUAUACUACUUUCAGUACACAACAGAUAAAGAUCCCAUCGGGAUUAUUCCUCUGGAGAACCUGUGUGUCAGGGAGCUACAAGACUCCAGCAAAUCGUACUGUCUGGAGUUAUAUAACCCCAAAGGACAAAAGAUCAAAGCCUGCAAGACCCAGAACAAAGGCAGAGUGGUGCAAGGUAAACACCAGUCUUAUAAGCUCAGCGCAGCCAGUGCAGAAGAACGGGACGACUGGAUACACGCCAUCAGGGCAAGCAUCACCAAGGACCCUUUUUAUGAUUUGGUAUCUCUACGCAAGAGGAAAGUCAUCAGCAACGCUUCUUCAUAGGACAUCACUGGGAGCAACAUCUGUGACGGGAAGCUCUUUAUGGAGAAAUCAUCCUGCACUUCUGUUUAAAAAAAGGACAACAAACAAAACCAAAAGUUAGCUGUGCAGAAUUUCACAGUGAUAAAAAAAAAGAAGAAGUGACACUUGCAGUAUAAAAGGAAAAAAGUGAACUACUUGUAACUUUAUAUGUAAAGUAUUUUCAGUACAUCUGCAAACUGCACGCACUGCUGCUCCAGUUUCAAUGACUCUCGACUCCUGUAAACAUCUGCUGAUGGCAGAAGAAGACUUUAGCUUGGCUUGCUACAGCCAUGACGGAUCUUUCAGCCUAUGAACCUCUGCAUGGAGCGACUGAAGUGACAUUUUGAUCAAACUGCGUCUAAAAAAUCCACAAUGACAAUGAAUGUCCCAAAAAAAAAAAAUGGAUAUGUGUAAUGUAUGUAUGUAUGUAGCUUUAAGUUUGAGUCUUAACACGUUUGACUAAAGUUCCAGUUUCUAAACCCUGAUCUGCUGUUCUCACGCUGCAGUUUCUGAUCAGUCAAUAAAAAGUAAGUAGCACUUUGUUAAACGGGCUCCAUGUGUUUUCACAGGAGACGUUAAGAAUGAACGUUCAUGAACUUGAAAGGAGCAGGUGAAUGAGCUCCUUUUCUUUAAUGAAAUUAUGCAAAUCCAUUUCCCUUCUUCCUUGUGAAUUGCUCUUCUUAAAGAAGCAGCAGCACGUCUACGUAUUCGCACAGCAACUGGGGGCUCAGCAUCUUGCUCACGGACACUUCGGCAUGCGGCAUGUUCCGGUGCUUACACAGCUAACCCUUCGGUUUGUGGACAACUUCCUCUACUUACCGAUCCACAGCCUCCCUUCAUUGCUGACUGAGGUUUAAAAGUAUUAAUUUUAAUUUAUAAAUUUGUGUACAGUGUUUUUGUGUUUAACCGUAUUUGGUCUAAGGGAUCUUUUGUGUUUGUUUUAAUUGCUGUUUGUAUAAUUUAAUUAUAUUGUACAAUAAACUUUUUUGCUAAA
Messenger RNA from Mugil cephalus (flathead mullet), 2291 nucleotides. Its product is annotated as cytohesin-2-like. Gene Ontology annotation, biological process: regulation of ARF protein signal transduction. Bases 74 to 1279 code for a protein of 401 amino acids. Gene Ontology annotation, molecular function: guanyl-nucleotide exchange factor activity. NCBI's taxonomy places the organism in Eukaryota, Metazoa, Chordata, Actinopteri, Mugiliformes, Mugilidae. The transcript has 13 exons. The record is from RefSeq and is a predicted model, not a curated record.